AUGGAUAACGUUGAGUUAGGUGAGAAUGUUGACAGUAGUCCUCGGGUAGGCAUGAUAUUUAAUUCAGAGCAGGAUGCUUAUGACUUCUAUAACAGUUAUGGAGGAAGAUUGGGUUUUAGUAUUAGAAGAGAUUUUGCACAUAAGAGAAAGAAAGACAUGACAGUUAUAACUUCACGGAGAUUAGUAUGUAAUAAAGCUGGUUUUCGGAGAAUAGAUAAGCGAGACAUCCAUACAAAAAAACCACGAGCUGAGACGAGAACAGAGUGUCCAGCACGGAUGGGGAUAUACCUGAUGGAAAAUGGAAAAUAUGAGUGUCGUGAUUUUGUGGAAGAACAUAAUCACCACCUUCAUAUUCCUGGUACUAGGCAUUUUAUGCGUUCCCAGAGGAAGAUUUCAAAGAUACAUUCAUAUGAAAUCGAUUUAGCAGAUGAUUCAGGGAUCAACCCUAAGGCUGCAUUUGAGUUAAUGAGUAGGCAAGCUGGCGGGACAAAGAGUCUUGGCUACAUAAUGCAAGAUCAGAAGAACUAUCUACGAACUAAAAGACAAUAUUCCUUAUCAUAUGGUGAAGCAGGGAGUUUGUUGAAAUAUUUUGAAAAUCAGAGUAUGAACAAUCCUUCAUUUACAUACUCAUUACAGUUGGAUAGUGAUGAACAAAUCACUAAUAUUUUUUGGGCUGAUCCUAAAAUGAGAAUUGACUAUGCACAGUUUGGUGAUGUUGUUAGUUUCGAUACCACAUUUUGUACUAACAAAGAGUAUAGGCCAUUUGGGAUAUUUGCCGGUUUUAAUCAUCAUAGAGGGGUUAUUAUAUUUGGGGCUGCACUUUUGUAUGAUGAAACAGCUGAAUCUUUUAAUUGGUUAUUUGAGACAUUCGCAGAAGCAAAUGGACAUAAAAAACCUAUAACCAUCUUCACAGAUCAAGAUACUGCUAUGGCAAAAGCAUUGUAUGAAGUGUGGCCUGGGACAUGGCAUGGGUUGUGUACUUGGCACAUAAUGCAAAAUGGAAUUAAACAUCUAGGUCAUAUAAUGAAAGAUGGCUCUUGUUUUCUCAAAUAUUUGAAAAAGUGUAUAUUUGAGUAUGAGGAAGAAUUACAGUUCGAGAAUUCUUGGAAAAAAUUACUUUGUGACUACAACUUGGAACAAAAUUCAUGGUUGCUUCGUAUUUAUGGAAUUAAAUAUAAAUGGGCAAAGUGUUAUAUGAAAAACACAUUCACAAUAGGCAUGCGGAGUACACAAAUUAGUGAGAGUUUUAAUAGUGACUUGAAAGAAUAUCUAAAAUCUACUUUGGAUGUUGUUCAAUUUUUUAAGCACUUCGAAAGGGUUGUGAAUACUAAACGAGCUAAUGAAUUAAAGGCUGAAUUUGAUUCAAGAAACAAACUUCCAAGGAACAUGUUCGGGAUGUCACUUGUUAUCAAACAAGCUGGGGAUGUCUAUACUCCAUACAUUUUUGAGAGAUUUCAGGAGCAGUAUAACUGGAUUAGUUUUUGCAAAAUAAAUUUUCGGAAUGAAGAUACUCCCUUUCAUGUAUAUAUGGUUGGCAUUGUUGGUUCUGAAUUUGCAAGAAAUAUGAGACGUUUGGCAUUCUUUGUUGCCAUUGCUUGA
Macadamia integrifolia is the source of this 1599-nucleotide messenger RNA. RefSeq names its product protein FAR1-RELATED SEQUENCE 5-like. The transcript has 2 exons. Lineage: Eukaryota; Viridiplantae; Streptophyta; Magnoliopsida; Proteales; Proteaceae. Bases 1 to 1599 code for a protein of 532 amino acids. The record is from RefSeq and is a predicted model, not a curated record. Gene Ontology annotation, biological process: regulation of DNA-templated transcription.